UGUACAGCUUGGGUAAACAUGGUGACGCAGUAUGGAAAACCAUUGUUUCCCAAAAUGCAUUAUGUGCAGCCAAUACCAGUUAAACAUAUUGAUUGGCUUUGCCAUCAUGCCCAGCAGAUAAUUGCAGCAAGGCUUGGAAGAUCAGAGGCACCACUCAGGCGCGAAACAGUUGAGUACAUGCUGGAUGUAGAUUCCCAUAGGUGGAGUUUGAGGAGAAGCAAAGUCAGUUUCUUCAGAGUACUGUCACUUCUUUCAGGGGUUAUAGCUGUUGGUAAAUUGAUAAAUGACAUUUCCACCUGGAGAAACCCAGUUACGACAAUUAUUGUGCACGUAUUAUUUUUGAUACUGGUUUGCUAUCGAGAUCUGAUACUGCCCACAAUUUUCCUCUACCUCUUUGUUAUUGGAAUCUGGAACUUCCGUUUCAGGCCAAGGCACCCACCUCCAAUGAAUGCUCGGCUUUCACACGCAGACGUGGCACACCCAGAUGAGCUGGAUGAGGAAUUGUAUACAGACCCAACAUCAAUACCUGAAGACAUAGUAAGAAUGAGAUAUGACAGACUUCGUAGCGUGGCAGGUAGGUUCCAGACAGUGAUUGGAGAUUUGGCGUCACUUGGGGAAAUGGCUCAAGCUAUGCUCAGCUGGAAUGACCCAAGAGCUACCGCUAUCUGCACCAUCUUCUUGUUGAUCUGGGCAGUGUUUAUUUAUGUUACUCCAUUGCAAGUGGUGGCAGUUCUCGUUGGUCUAUACUUUCUUCGCCAUCCCUGGUUCAGGAGCAAGAUACCUGCUGUACCUGCCAACUUCUUUAAAAGAUUACCAUCCAAGUCAGACGGGCUAUCAUUCUUGUAAAUGUCAAGAUAAAUCAUAGCUGCAGAGGACCGCAAAAUGAAGCUGCAGCAGUUCUCUUUUGUCCCUGCUAUCCUGCAUUAGCAGAAGAAGUUACUCUGCAAGAUUUCUCAGCACCACUCUUUUCGUCAUCUAUGUAUACCUGUUUAUUUUUCUCCUGUUGGGUGAAUUUUGAAUGUUAUAUAUAUUGUCUUCCUGAGUAAUAAGCAAUGUACUAAAGAUUAGCUAAAAAAGAACAAAGCAAUCAUGAUAGGAGAAAAAAGAGUACAGAGUGUUCUGCUCUAAUUGCUGUCUCACCAUCCAACUUCCUUCCAUAAAACA
Pistacia vera is the source of this 1164-nucleotide messenger RNA. RefSeq names its product FT-interacting protein 3-like. The transcript has a single exon. NCBI's taxonomy places the organism in Eukaryota, Viridiplantae, Streptophyta, Magnoliopsida, Sapindales, Anacardiaceae. The record is from RefSeq and is a predicted model, not a curated record. The annotation marks the transcript as partial.